UAAUAAAAUAAAUAAGAAGUUAUAUAUAAUUGAUAAAAAGUUAAAAAAUAAAUCAGUCCUCCAUCCAUCACCACUCAUCAGCAACAAAACAACCAUGGACAACAUAGACAGAGGCGCACCAAUGCUGCUGCUGCUGCUGUCGAUCCUUGUAAUAAUUCUAACCACUUCCACUUCUUCUGCAGCCACAACGCCAUCAUCACCUUCUCAUUUCUUGGAGUUCAACGUCGACGAAGCAAUCGCAGGGACCAAACUCAAACAUGUCCAAGAGGAAGCUGAACCAGAACAACAACAAGAGCAGCUAGAAUGGAAAGUGAAGCUCAAGCUACUUCACAGAGACAAGAUCCACCACAGCGUUACCACCAUUAGCAACGACCAUCGAACCCGUUUCAAUGCACGAAUCAAGCGAGAUGUGAGAAGGGUCGCCUUCCUCCUCCGCCGCCUCAGCAGCAACAACUAUGCAGAGGAACUGGCGGAGGCUGCUGCUUUCGGCUCCGACGACGUGGUGUCAGGCACCGCAGAAGGGAGCGGAGAGUAUUUCGUCCGGAUCGGAGUCGGCAGCCCUCCAACGUAUCAGUACAUGGUCAUCGACUCCGGCAGCGACAUUGUGUGGGUCCAGUGCCAGCCCUGCGACCAGUGUUACAACCAAACCGACCCAAUUUUCAACCCGGCCCUAUCCGCUUCUUUCACCGGAGUCCGAUGCCCCUCCGCCGUCUGCGGCCAGCUCGACGGUGCCGCCUGCCACGAGAAGAGGUGCGGCUAUGAGGUUUCCUAUGGGGACGGGUCCUCCACGAAAGGGACACUCGCCCUGGAGACACUCACGGUGGGGCGGACGGUGAUAAGAAAAACCGCCAUCGGGUGCGGCCACUGGAAUGAGGGAAUGUUCGUCGGAGCGGCCGGCUUGUUGGGCCUCGGAGGUGGGCCCAUGUCGUUUGUGGGCCAGCUGGGUGCCCAAACUGACGGCGCCUUCGGGUACUGCUUGCUCUCACGAGGUGCAGUACCCGAAGGCUCGUCCGGUUCUCUCCGGUUUGGGCGCCAAGCGAUGCCUAUUGGCGCCGUGUGGGUCCCUCUCAUACCGAACCCUUUUUUUCCAACUUUCUACUACGUUGCCCUUUCGGGUCUUGGAGUCGGAGGCUUGCGCCUCAACAUUUCGGAAGAUGUUUUUCGGAUAACUGACUUGGGCGACGGAGGGGUUGUCAUGGACACCGGCACUGCAGUGACAAGGCUACCUGCUGCCGCAUACAACAUUUUUCGAGAUGCUUUUGUUGACCAGACAACGAACUUGCCCCGAGCGUCGCGAGUGUCUAUUUUUGACACUUGCUAUAACCUAAGCGGGUUCGUGUCGGUUCGGGUCCCCACCGUGUCGUUUUACUUUUCCGGUGGGCAGAUCUUGACGCUACCGGCGAGGAACUUUCUCAUUCCGGCGGAUGACAUUGGCACAUUCUGUUUUGCGUUUGCUCCAUCUCCGUAUGGGCUUUCGAUCAUAGGAAAUGUGCAGCAAGAAGGGAUCCAAAUUUCGGUUGAUGCGGGUAAUGGUUUUGUGGGGUUUGGACCCAAUGUCUGUUAGUAAGUGUUGAGCAAACAUUACAUUCACUUAAUUUUGGUAGUCUAAUUAAGCAAUGUCACAUAUUGUAUUGAUAAAUUGAUUUAUUACGUUACAUAUGCAGAUAUGCUGCAUGAGGCUGGUGAAAAUCUUAUUGCUUUUUUCCACUCCAUGAUCUGCUCUACUAAGCAGUUUUGAUGAA
This is a messenger RNA of Lotus japonicus, 1742 nucleotides long. RefSeq names its product protein ASPARTIC PROTEASE IN GUARD CELL 2. The coding region runs from base 95 to 1564 and encodes 489 amino acids. The transcript has a single exon. The record is from RefSeq and is a predicted model, not a curated record. NCBI's taxonomy places the organism in Eukaryota, Viridiplantae, Streptophyta, Magnoliopsida, Fabales, Fabaceae. Gene Ontology annotation, molecular function: aspartic-type endopeptidase activity. Gene Ontology annotation, biological process: proteolysis.